AUGGGCUUGUUCUCGCGCAAGGACAAGGCGCCGGCCAAGGUGCCCCUGGAUAUCUCUCAUUCGAGCACCUCGGUGCAUUCAGGGUCGUCGAGCAUCAAGUCGCCUUCGCAUACAUCUCGCGCGCUGAACCGCUCUUCCGCAGGCGGCCACAGCAUGGCUUCAACUCCAGCAACCACACCUCUCACUCCGUUCUCGCCAAAGGCUCCGAAGAUGGAUCUUCCGAGACCACCGGACCCGGCCCUAGAUCCGGCAGGGUAUUUGCGGAGCCUGGGCUCCGUUCGCGAGCGAUGCCGCUUGAUCACCGAAAAAGCCGUCCGCAAUCAGCUCAAGCAUUUUGAAGUGGACAUGAGAAAGUUCCCCGAUGCUGUCGCCUUCUGUGCACGUAUCAUCAAGAGAGACUACGAUGCACCCUAUGUCAACACCGUGCCAUCGUAUGGUCGCCUGCAGCACUUUUCCAUUGGCGGGCGCGACAGGAUUGCGCAGCUACUCGCAACCUUGCCCGAAAGCGUUGAUAACUACGAGAGGUGCCGGCGCGUGCUUGACCUGUUCCUGAUCAGUAUCAUGCUCGAUACCAGCCCUGGCCUGCACUGGACCUUCAAGAGCGCCGAAAAUGGGCGCAUAUAUAGGCGUGUGGACGGCCUAGCGAUCGCCGGUCUCGAGAUGUACAAAUCUGGUCUUUUCUCGGGCAAUACUUCGAAUCGCAUGCAAGUUGACAAGGAUGGUCUGCGAAACCUGACGGUCGAGAAACUCGCGCAGGGCCUGCAAUGCCGCCCCGGCAAUGAAAUCGCCAACCUCCAGUCAAGAAUCGAUCUCCUCAUGAAGCUCGCCGGGGCACUUGAGCAGCACCCGGAAUAUUUUGGCGACAACGGACGGCCUGGCAACAUGGUCGACUACCUUCUCGCCCAUCCGUCGACGCAGGCGACCUCGACGCCGGUCGUGUCGGUGCCUGUGCUCUGGGACCUUCUCAUGCACGGGCUAGCACCGCUCUGGGGCCGCUCUGGCAUCGUCAUCAACGGCGUCUCGCUCGGUGACGCUUGGCCCUGCGCAUCAAUGCCGCAAACAUCGUCGUAUUGGGAGUCGAUUCUGCCUUUUCACAAGCUCACCCAAUGGGUACUGUAUUCGCUCAUGCAACCAAUGCAGAUGCUCCUCAAGAUCCAAUUCGCCGGCGCAGAGCUACUUGUCUGCCUGCCCGACUAUCGCAACGGCGGUCUGCUGGUCGAUGUGGGCGUGCUGACGCUCAGGGAGGAGGACGCUGCCCGCGGCUUGAAAAAGUAUCAUGAAUACUGCGAGCGGAUCGGCACAAAGCCAGUCGAGGUUGUUCCGAUGUUUGAGACAGGAGACGACGUCAUUGUCGAGUGGCGCGGUAUCACUGUCGGUCUGCUCGACCGCCUGUGCUCAGACGUCAACCGGGCAUUGUCCAAGGAGCUGGCCGGGCAUGAGCUGACGCCAUCCCAAAUCCUCGAGGCCGGCAUAUCGAAAGGUGGGAUGGAAAUCGCCGAAUUCAGCAGACCGAACACGCAGGAGCCACCUAUACUCGUCGAUGGCGAUGGCUCCGUCUUCCGCACGUUCUCGCGCGAGUAG
Messenger RNA from Thyridium curvatum, 1581 nucleotides. RefSeq lists its product as uncharacterized. The transcript has 5 exons. The coding region runs from base 1 to 1581 and encodes 526 amino acids. Lineage: Eukaryota; Fungi; Ascomycota; Sordariomycetes; Thyridiales; Thyridiaceae. The record is from RefSeq and is a predicted model, not a curated record.